UCAAACCAAAGCCUGUAUUAUUUGAACGCCACUCUGUUUGCUGUCAUUCCGCGCGAUAAGCCAGGUGUAAACUGCUCAUUCCUCAUCCUCGGCACCCAGACUCAACGCGGCUACUGUAUCUCGAGCCCUAACGCAAAUUUUCAGCGCCGCUAAAGUGCACAAUACGUGAGACAGCCCUCUCGUUGGCGCUGCCUUACCAGGCACUGUCCAUGUCUGAGGCGACCCCUGCCCACCAAGCCUCAUCACCGUCCAGCUGCGCUGCGUCGGCUCCGUGGGUCGAUGCCAUCUGCAUCGACCAGACCUCCGCAGAAGACAAGGCCGUCCAGGUCCCCAUGAUGCGCGACAUCUACGCCAACGCCGCCGGGGUCGCGGUGUGGCUCGGCGAGCUCGAGCAACUGGCUAGCCCUCAGAGUGUUGGCAACUUGCGGAGCCUGUUCCGCCUUAUGCGUGUAGCUGGAGUGAUGUACCCCCUCGGUCCCCUCAAAGUCGACCCCCUGUACGACGACCUUCCAGAUGAUGUCGUUAUGGUCAGAAUAAACCCGUACUUCCGGCGCGUUUGGACCGUGCAGGAGGUCGCCGUGGCGGCCAAGAACGCAAUUUACCUCCAUGCUGAUCCGUCGACGGUCUCCUGGCGAGAUCUCUGCGUGACGGCCUCCUUUGCAGCCUUCAGCCUGACGAGGCUGGAAACGUUUACUGACGGCGUAUUAGCAUGUCGGUUGGAGUCACACUUCGUUGUGAUGAAGGACGUCACUCUGCGUCACCUUUUUGACGAGGAAGAAGGCAAGAGUGUUAUGUCGUCCCAAGCAAACCUCGAGGAUCAUAUUUUGGUCUUUCUAAACGGGCUGCAUGCCACAGACCCAAGAGGCAAGGUUUAUGCCAUUCUCUUUGCCUUGGCGCACAGAUCUCUCCGUGACGCAGGUCAGGUGGAUUCGCCAACAGGCCAGGCCGGCUGUGAGGAAGAUCCGGAGAGAACCAACCAAGAAAUCAUUGUCGACUACACCAAGCCAGCCGAGGUUAUUUUCACAGAAUUCGCCACCUUCAUCCUCAGCCAUGCCGAAGGCCCGUAUAGAAUCUGGCCGCUGCUUCUUGCGUGCCGAGAUGGACGAUCCAAGCAUGGGGACUUGCCAUCAUGGGUUCCGGACCGGGUAGAGCCCAAGACCUACGAUGUGCGUAUGCGGUUUGUUUCAACACACCUGCAUCGUGAUUGAACUGGC
This is a messenger RNA of Gaeumannomyces tritici R3-111a-1, 1214 nucleotides long. RefSeq lists its product as hypothetical. The record is from RefSeq and is a predicted model, not a curated record. Lineage: Eukaryota; Fungi; Ascomycota; Sordariomycetes; Magnaporthales; Magnaporthaceae. The coding region runs from base 210 to 1208 and encodes 332 amino acids. The transcript is spliced from 3 exons.